This is a messenger RNA of Daldinia loculata, 928 nucleotides long. RefSeq lists its product as uncharacterized. NCBI's taxonomy places the organism in Eukaryota, Fungi, Ascomycota, Sordariomycetes, Xylariales, Hypoxylaceae. The record is from RefSeq and is a predicted model, not a curated record. The annotation marks the transcript as partial. The transcript is spliced from 3 exons. Gene Ontology annotation, molecular function: acyltransferase activity, transferring groups other than amino-acyl groups.
CAUGAAUAAACAAUGUAGCCAUGGGUCUGACGGGGCGCCACCAUUUAAGGAGCAACAGUCCCCAGCCCAAAGACCUUCACCGUAUAAUCACUCGCAUGUUAGAUUCUUAGAGCAGCCUGAAGUCGCUAUCAUUGAGAGCUCUUGGGCAAGUAAGCGAAGAAACCGCGUCAAGAUGAUAAAGCAACUGUACGAGGUUUUUUCUAGCGCCGAAGUUACCGACCAUAUGCUCUCAGAAGCUGCGGAGCUUUUCAACGAGAAUUACGCGGUCUGGGGAAAGGGAUCACCAUUAUCAGGUAACCGUGUCUGCCUUAAUGCCCGGCGCUUGCGAGGGCAAUGUCUUCCCGAUGCUGCUAAAACUUGCUACGUUCGGGUGACCGUCGAUGGAACCCUUGCUGGCAAUGUAUUUGCUUGCCGCUGGAGCUACAAUGACAUGACUGUCUGUUGGAUUACUCAACUAGUUGUGGUAGAGGAAUACCGUGAGCGCGGGCUUGCAACUGGCCUUUUGAGAGCUAUUAGGGAGGGUACAGACGACGUUUACGGUAUCGCAAGCUCCCACCCGGCUGCGUGCCUGGCGGCUGCUACGGCUUUCGGAAGUAAAGUCUCGCUCGAAUUUAUUGCCGAGAACGCUUCUUCGAUCAUGGAAGCAUCGCCGAUAUCCUACAUUCGGGAUUCAGCUCUACGCGGCUCUCUCUUCGAUAACGAAGAUUCUACUGGGCUGGUUUCAGGUGUGGACACUAAAUUCUUCGUAGACCAUGGUGAGCCACUCGAAGUAUUAAACGAAGUCCGAGGGUUAUGGGACUGGCCACUUGGGGAAUUACUGGAUGGGCAUGAAUACCUUUUAAUCAUUCAGGGAAGACGUCGCCGGUCUAGGUCACGAUUACUGCCCAAGUCUGCUGGCGAAGAUGAUGUAUCCCGAGGCGACCUAUAG